Molecule: messenger RNA, 500 nt
Organism: Cetraspora pellucida
Lineage: Eukaryota; Fungi; Glomeromycota; Glomeromycetes; Diversisporales; Gigasporaceae
Source: the annotation of a GenBank genome assembly
AAGAGGAUCAACCUAUGAGCAAUUUUACAUUUAAACAUUUAUUUGCUAUUCGAUCUAUACUAUGGAAUUCUGAAUCAACAACUAAAUCUGAUAAAGCUAUAUAUGCAGAAUUGUUUGGAUUAUCAAAAAAGGUUAUUGAUACAGCUAUUAGAACCAAUGCAUCACAAAAACUAUCUGAUACCUUGAAAUCAUUACUUUACGAUAUGCAGAAUAAAAUUGACAAAAAUCAACCAACUGAUUAUAAUCAUAUUACUGUCAUUAAUCCUAGUAUUACUAGGCACAAAGGCCAACCACCAAAACAAUUGAAAUCUAGUGUCGAAUAUUCAUCUUAUAAAGACAAACAAGUAUUAAGGAAUAGUACACAUGUUAAUAUAUCAAACAACUUUGAAAAUACAAAUAUAGUUAAGAGUAGUAAUAGUGGUAUGAUUACAAAGGGUCAUAUGUGUGGAAAGUAUAAAAAAUUUGGCCAUUAUGCAAAAACUUGUCAGAAGUCAGUCUGA